AGGACAGAGACGCGAGUCGUUAUGGUCGAUGCCUACGGGCCGCGAACGGCAAUACACAAGGACACCUAACCAGCACGAGAAGACUCGAAAAUAGCCAUGGCCAGCGUAAUCAAGGUCGAAUAUGCCGGCCGCAUCGCCACCAUUACCAUCGAUAACCAGAAGAAGCUCAACGCCCUCUCCUUGAAGGACUACUACGAUCUCUCCCAGGCCAUGCGCGAGGUUGCCCGCCGCGAGGAUAUCUACAUCACUGUCUUGACUGGCAAGGGCCGAUACUUCUCCGCCGGCGCCAAUACCUCCAGCAUCUCCGCCGGCGAGCCGGCCACGUCCGACGUGUACCUGCGCUGGCUGCGCGACUUCGUGUCCAACAACCUCAACGUCACCCAGGCCUUCUACACGCACCCCAAGAUCCUGGUCGCCGCGCUCAACGGGCCCGUCAUCGGCCUCUCCGCCGCCCUGGUCGCCUUCGCCGACUUCGUCUACUGCACGCCCCACACCUUCCUGCUGACGCCCUUCUCCUCCCUCGGCCUCGUCGCCGAGGGCGGCUCCUCCCACGCCCUCGUCCAGCGCCUCGGCAUCAGCAAGGCCAACGAGGCCCUCAUCCAGAGCAAGCGCAUCUCGAGCGAGGACCUCCUGCGCACCGGCUUCGCCAACAAGGUUUUCGACUGCCCCGAGGGCGACACCGACGCUUUCCUCCGCCUGGUCUUCAAGGAGAUCGACGACAGCCUAGGCGACCACUUAAACGGCGACAGCCUGGUCGGCAUCAAAGCCUUAAUCCGGAAGCCCGACCGGGAGAUUCUCGACAGGCAGAACGUCGCCGAAGUAUUCGCCGGCUUGGACAGGUUUGUCUCGGGGAUCCCGCAGCAGGAGUUCCAGAAGCUCUCGUCAGGCAAGAAGAAACACAAACUAUAAGUAUCGAUACGAUUGCGAGCACACCCU
This is a messenger RNA of Durotheca rogersii, 936 nucleotides long. Its product is annotated as ClpP/crotonase. The record is from RefSeq and is a predicted model, not a curated record. The transcript has 2 exons. Gene Ontology annotation, biological process: fatty acid beta-oxidation. The coding region runs from base 97 to 909 and encodes 270 amino acids. Gene Ontology annotation, cellular component: peroxisomal matrix. Lineage: Eukaryota; Fungi; Ascomycota; Sordariomycetes; Xylariales; Xylariaceae.